AUGUCGUUUCAAGAAGGUGUGAAAAAAUAGUUUGGAUUUAAGUAAGUGCAUGGGAGUUAUCAUCAAAAUUAGCGGACGAAAAACAAGAAGAAAAUAUAGUAUAUAUAUAUAUAUAUAUAUAUAGAGUAAUACUAUUUAUAUUAUGUACUUGUAUUAUAUAUUUAUGCAAUAUUAUAUCAUGUAUUGUUUCUUAGAAUUAUAACAAAAUACAUUAAUCAAGUAUAGAAAUACGUAUGGCAAAAUAAUUUUUUUCUAUCUAAAUUACUUUUACCACCUUUUUGAAAUUAUGCAGAUAAUUUACGAAUUCGCAUCACAAGUGACAAAUUCAAGUUCACAUUCAAAUUAAUCUGUAUUGCAAUUAUAAACGACCUAAUAUUAUCUAUAUUAUAGGUAAUUCACAGAUCCACGUUGAAAUCAUAUUAUGGAUACUUAUGUAAUAUAUAAUUCACUUGCAGUCUGUUUUAAUUAAUUAUUAAAUAAUUGUCUAGCUAGAAUGGGCUAAGUGUCUUUAAUUUUCUCCAAAAUGCUGAAUGUUCUCCAGAAAAUUUUCAGAAUGGUAAUAUCUAAAUACACUCAAACUUGUGUAAAAGAAAAAAAUCGCAGAAAUAUUCCAGUCAAUUGCCUCAAAACGUCGAAUCACGUUCGCGCCAUAAAUUAUGGUCUCAAUUUAAAAAAAAGGAAAUUAUCUUAUCAUACGUAUUUCUAUACUUGAUCAAUAUAUUUUCAUAAUAUUGUGCAUCGCAAUUCGAAUUAGAAUAAUUGAAAAUUAUAAAAAAAGAUACAAUGUUUCGACAUUUUCCUUUCAAUAUGGUGCUGCAAUUAUAAUAACAAAUAUUUGUCCAAGAAAUUUGGAAUGAAAAUCAUAAGGCACGGAGUUAACAAUAAAAUUUCAAUGUUUUUAUCUUAAACGAACGCGUACUUUCCCUUCUUUAAUGUGAUCGGUGAAACCAAACUUUGAGAAAUAUUUUAUACAGACGCAUCAAUCUAAUUUCCUCGUGAAAUAAAUGAAAAAAGGUAAAGUGAUUACGCUCGAAUUUCGUUUCUUACAUAGAUAUAACAUAGUAAAUAAUAAAUUAUGGAGAGGGUAAACAGUAGCUGUUACACUUAAUCGACAAUGCGAUCUAAUUAUCCUGUGACUGACAACACGAAAUCUCUUCAUGCUUUAUCGAUUGAACAUCAUUAUUAGCAAUGAUCUUGUCACUAAUACAAACGUAGUAAAUAUCUAAAAGACAGUUUGUUAUAAAUGGAUUUAAAGUAUAAAUGAAACGUGCAUCGAUCAUAUGUUUAAUUGAUGUAUAUAACCAUUUUUCACAGACGAACACUUCUGCUAUUACUCGAAAUCCAACUGUUCAUCAUUAAUUAAGUUUAUCAUUAAUUAAUUACUAUUUAUCAUUAAUAAGUUUUAUGUUUCACGAAGAAGCAUGUAACUUGUGUAUUUGAACAAACGGAGGACAAAAUUAAAAAAAAAUAUUAUAUUCCUUCCAAUGGAGAUAGAAUGCUAAGCACGACAUGAUUUAAACUUUAAUAAAAGUUCGAUAUUUUAAACCUGAAUAGAAGAUUGGUUCUAAAUACAAAAAUAAGUCGAAAAGAAAAAAAAACGUUUUUAAAACUUUAUUUUUGAAGAAAAAAACGAGCAUGUUUUCUCUUCAAGUGUACUUUUUUGUUUAAUUAAGAUUACAACUAAUUCGAUUAAUUUCGAGAACGAGUGAAAAAUGUAGAAUGCAAUCUUUUAGUUCAAGGCUUCCAAGGAAAUAGCUUCGAUGUAUGUUUCGUUCUAAUAAAUUUUAAAGCUUAAUUUUCUCGGAAACGAAACGUCCUGUGAAGAAAUAUUAAUCUACGCCUUUACAUGUUCUCGCAGGUAGAAUAAUCUCGUCGGAAAUUAAUUAAAUUUCCGUGCGAUUGAUAAAUUUUCAAUCUAACGUGUGUAAUUUAAUGAUUGAAAAUAAAUGAGCAUAAGGUUGAAGUUAAGCGCAAAGCACUUAAUUUCACUGCAGAUAUUAAAUUCCGCGAUUAAAUGAAACUGUUCUCAGGAUUUUACGGCAUUGAAUAAUAAUUAUACGGUAUUAAAUAAAUAUUUGAUUGUUGCUAAAUUAUUUAGUGAGAUUAAUCCCAGUUAAAUAUUGACAACGGUGUUCGUCCUCUCGUUGAAUAUUCAUACUAUUGUCCUUUUCCAAUUAUAAAGUGUCGUUUUUCAAUUAUAACAAUGUAUUCAUACGUCAUCGUGCAUUCUUCAAUGCACUCCUGCUCCAAAAGAUUUUUAGAUGACUCUUUACAGUUAUUCAAAGACUGAAAAAAUUGUUAAAAAGUACAAAAGAAUAUUGUGUGAUUUGUGUAUAUUUUAUAAAUAUGUGAUAAAUAAAUUGUGGAUUUUUAUACGAAUUGUAUUAAAAAAUUUGCUAAAAAUUUAUUUCAUCCACUGAAUGUUCUAGUAAAUAUUUCAUAUAUUUUCUAUAAUUUUACAUGUUAUGUAUAUAUUUUAUUUUCGUAUAUAUUAAAUUUCUUAUAAAUGUACAAAAACUUGCAUCCUAAUAACGAACAAAAUAUCUAAUGUAUAAAGCGUUAAUAUAUUACAAGUCUAUAUUACAAAAUGUACACACAUAUAUAUAUAUAUAUAUAAUUCACAUGAUCAGUGAGAUUCACAGUUCGAUGAAAUUUUACUGAAAAAAUAAAACACGUCUUCAAAUACAUGAUAGAGUUAAAGAACACUUUAUUAUAUCAACAUCUUUACUUUAAUUGUGUAACUGUUAUUAAAAAAUGCUACUGCACACAUUACCUUUGUACAUAGUGAAUUAUUUAUGGAAACAUAUUUUGCCAAUAUGCCACUCGUCCUCAUAAAAAUGUCGCCAAAAAAAAAAAACUAGAUUUACUUUUUUUCGACCAACUGCAGAAAGUAAACUCUAGAUUAUUUAUUCAAAAUAGGCAAGAACUCGUGAGGACGUGAUCUCUCCCUCUUUAAUUAAGUUAAUCUUUAAGUAACACGUCCGAAAAUUGGGAAGCGAAUUCAUCCAAUCGAUGACGAAUUGUAUUAGCCGAAAUGAGCCCAACAACAAUCUAUUUAAUUGCACACUGAAAAAAAAAAAAUAUAUAUAUAUACACAUAUAUGUUAACUGAAAGUCAUUAUCAUUAUUAUUGUUUUUUUUUCUUUUCUUCUUUUUUUGCAGAAAGCACGAGUUCGCAUUGCGUGGGAUGCGGCGGUCGAAUCCACGACCAAUGGAUCUUGCGAGUUGCACCGAAUCUGGAAUGGCAUGCCGCCUGUUUGAAAUGCGCCGAGUGUCAACAAUUCCUGGACGAGCAUUGCACCUGUUUCGUACGAGAUGGAAAAACUUAUUGCAAGCGCGAUUAUGUCAGAGUAUUUUUAUCUAACGUACACAGCGAAGAGAAAAGCUGCGGUCUGCAUGCGGACAAAUCUGCAUCCGCAAUAAAAAGAGACGAAGAGAGAGAGAAAGUGUGGUUCACACGUGGUUGCGUCGAACUCACUACGGAAUUGAACACGGUAUUUCGUUUUCGCGAGGAAGCCCUCGAUUCGAAGUUACGCUAACGCAAGCAGCAAAAAUAAACAAGCAAAUUUUCGCUCGCUUCGACGCAAAAGUGAAGGAUAAAUAAAUGUAUCUUUAUUCGAGUCGUGUUGCGUGUCGAUGCGAUUCCUUUCUUAUACCUGUUUACGGGCGACUUUGCAAUUUUUACGAAACUAUUCACGUAGGAACGUUUUAUGAAUAUAUCGCGCAUGUUACGCUCGGAAAUUGAAUAUCAACUAUAUACUAAUUAAGAUUGAAACAAAUCUAUAAAUGUACACAGAGGUUACGAUAUUUAUUAGAUGUAUAAAUUAGAUGUGUUUUGGAAUUUUUUAAUUCUUAUUCACGAGACGAAAAGAAAUAUUCACAUGGAUGCUUGUGAUCGGUCAGAAUUGAAACAAACCUACAAAUGUAUGCAGAAGUUACAAAUAAUUAUAUAAUCAAUAUUUCUUUCGAUUUCACGAAUAAUACCCAAUAGCUUUAAUCUGUAGUUGCUUAUGAAAGUAUUUGGAUAUUUAGAUAUAUUAGGUGUCAUAUAAAAUCUUUCGAAAUUUCAUUAACGUCAUAGAUAGAAAUGACUGUGGCUAUAGAUACUGGUUGA
Molecule: messenger RNA, 4113 nt
Organism: Heterotrigona itama
Lineage: Eukaryota; Metazoa; Arthropoda; Insecta; Hymenoptera; Apidae
Source: the annotation of a GenBank genome assembly